Messenger RNA from Onthophagus taurus, 1006 nucleotides. RefSeq names its product very long chain fatty acid elongase 7-like. Gene Ontology annotation, cellular component: endoplasmic reticulum membrane. Gene Ontology annotation, biological process: very long-chain fatty acid biosynthetic process; fatty acid elongation, polyunsaturated fatty acid; sphingolipid biosynthetic process. Gene Ontology annotation, molecular function: fatty acid elongase activity. Lineage: Eukaryota; Metazoa; Arthropoda; Insecta; Coleoptera; Scarabaeidae. The record is from RefSeq and is a predicted model, not a curated record.
AAUUGUUAAAUUUGCAACGAAAUUGUUGCCUUCGAUUCCACUCGUUAACAUAUUGCCCCUAGAAUAUGCAAAACAUCACCUUUUCCUUUUGUUUUUUACAUUAACUUACUUGCACAAUUGUGACUUUUCAAUUUAGUUGUUUGCGUAAAUUCAAUAAAUUCGCCGGUUUUCUUGCCAAACAUAAAACCAAGAAAUCGACUAAAAUGGAUAACCCACAUCUUGAAAUAUUUACUUGGUUUCCUUUUAAUUCUUGGAAACCUCCAGCGAUCGUUUUAUUCUUAUACAUUUGGUUUGUUUUGAAAGCUGGGCCGCAUUUUAUGAGAAAUCGAAAACCGUUUGAUCUACAAAGAGUUAUUAUGAUAUAUAACUUGUCAUUAGUUUUAUUGAAUUUAUGUAACGUAUUUAUGGGGUACAAAAUUUUAAGCACAUUUAGCUUAAAAUGCCAACCAACUGACUUUUCUAAUAGCCCCACCGCACGUUUAACAUGGAAGAUGAGUUGGCUUGUUUACUGCUUGAAAUAUAUUGAUCUCCUUGACACUAUAUUUUUUAUACUAAGGAAGAAAAACAAUCAAGUAACACCUUUCCACGUUUUUCACCAUUUUAUAGCUCCAAUUUAUACUGGCAUAAUCAUUUAUAAUCAACCAGGUGGACAAAGCAUGAUGAUAGGAUUUUUAAAUUCAGUCGUCCACGCUUUAAUGUACUUUUAUUAUUUCCUUGCUGGUUUAGGAGCACAAUAUCAAAAAUAUUUAUGGUGGAAAAAAUACUUAACGCAAAUUCAAAUCGUUCAAUUUGUUAUUAUAUUUGUGCAUUCAGCUCAAUUACAUUUUAUAGAAUGUAAUUACCCAAUGUGGUUGGUAAAUCUCAACAUGGCGGUUUCUAUAACGUUCUUAUAUCUCUUCGGUAAAUUUUAUUAUAAAACUUAUAUAAGAAGUAAUCUCAAAGAAUUACGCUAACAAAGAUGGUUUUUAAACAAAAGCUGUUUUAAAUAAAAUACUUUCUAAACAUA